This is a messenger RNA of Spizellomyces punctatus DAOM BR117, 2036 nucleotides long. RefSeq lists its product as uncharacterized. The record is from RefSeq and is a predicted model, not a curated record. Gene Ontology annotation, cellular component: nucleolus; TRAMP complex. The transcript has 7 exons. Gene Ontology annotation, molecular function: poly(A) RNA polymerase activity; mRNA binding. The coding region runs from base 1 to 1734 and encodes 577 amino acids. NCBI's taxonomy places the organism in Eukaryota, Fungi, Chytridiomycota, Chytridiomycetes, Spizellomycetales, Spizellomycetaceae. Gene Ontology annotation, biological process: RNA 3'-end processing.
AUGGGUGAGAUCACCUCGACGCCAGAUGUUGCUGCGGAGCAAGACGACUAUAUACCUUUAGACUUGGACGAUGAUCAAUAUGUGGAUCAGCUGGAUGGUCCUGGCCCCACGUCAGAAGCCCAAGCUCAAGCUCAAGCACCCAAAACUCCAGCCGGUCGCACCAAAUCGAACGUAAGACCGGACUCCGCACCUGCUCGCCGAGGUGGGCAAGGUGGAGCUUUUGCUCCGAAUUCUGAUCCUCGCGGGAAACGGCAAGACCAGCUGAAGCCUAAAAGCUUGGAUAUUUUGACUCCGCUACCGACCCCUCCAUGGCAGCCUAAAGGAAGAGUUUAUUCGAAAAACCUGUUGAAGAUGUUGCAUGAAGAAAUCGACGACUAUAUCUCUUUUCUCAUCCCGACAGAAGCCGAACAUAGCAUGCGUCAAUUGACGGUCGACAGAAUCACACAUGUUGUGCAGUCGGUAUGGCCGCGAGCAGAGGUUCACGUAUUCGGCAGCUUCGAAACAAAACUUUAUCUUCCUUCGAGUGACGUUGACGUAGUCAUUCUCGAAAGAAGUGCAUAUCCGCCGAUUUGUUUACACCAACUGGAGACAGCGGUAAAGCGUGCUGGUAUUGCAUCAAAAAUUGAAGUAAUUAGAAAUGCGAAGGUGCCAAUCAUCAAAAUUGUAGAUGCGCUGACGAAGUUCCCAGCCGAUAUCAGUUUCAAUGUCGAAACUGGAGUGCAUGCUGCGGAUAUUGUGAAGAAGUUCAUUGACGACCCGCUUUCCGGGGAAGGUCUUCGACCACUACUCCUCAUCAUGAAGCAGUUUCUUUUGCAAAGGCACUUGAAUGAGGUGUUCACAGGAGGAUUGGGCAGCUACGCACUAAUGACCCUUAUAACCGCGUUUCUAAAGCUUCAUCCAAAACUACAAACUGGCCAGAUAAGAGCCAAAGAUAACCUGGGAGUGCUGUUACUGGACAUGCUGGAAUUAUACGGUUCACAGUUCAACUACGAGGACGUUGGUAUUGGGGUGAAUCUCGAACGGGCUUGGUACUAUCGCAAGGAAAUCUACCAGAACCCAAGAACCUGUCCGCUGCAGCGUGGGCCCCCACGGCCAACGGCGCUAUGUAUCCUGGACCCACAAGAUCCGACAAAUGAAAUCGCCGGAGCAACUCGUGCCUGGCCGGCGAUUCGUUACGAAUUCAUGCGUGCGUCCAGACUCCUCCAGGGCAUGAUAGGUGCCGGAUACGAACGAUUACACGCAGGACGCCAUGUGAAUGUGCCCACUCUGCUCGGCAGUAUACUUACAGUUAGAAAGGAAGUGAUGGAGCAUCGAGAAGCUGUCCAGGAGCAGUAUGAUGAGAUUCGAGAUAAUCUAAAAGAGUACGUCACACGAGCAAACGUCUCAGGGUCUCCCGCGCUGGGGCAAAAGAGGAAAAGAGGAGACAAUGUCGACAGCCAAAAGUCGACUCAGGGGCAAAAACGAAAAAAGGGUCAAGGAAAACUGCACCUCCGGGACGAGGCCGAUCACUUUUAUGUCAUCGAUAGCGAUUCGGAAUUGGACGUAGCGGACGACCGUUUUGAGAAAGCGGCAGAGUCCGAUAGCGAACCCGAUUCCAGCAUUUUCGAAAAGCUAACUCAAAAGAAAUUUCCCCGCAGGGCUGCGAAGGCGGAUUCAGACAGUGAGCCUGAAUUACAGAUUAGGGAGCCUGUAUCUCGAAAUCGGGUGGUCAAAAUGCCACAAAAGAUCCGAUAAAUGAUACCUUGAAUUGUAGAUUUUGCUUGGGCCCUUUGUACAUACUAAUCUAAUCUAUUUUCGUAGUAGUACUAGUUCUAAUCGUCUUAAAUGGUUCACACUAUUGACUUUAUGCCAAAUCAAAGACAUAUCGCUCCCUAAAUCCCUCAAAGAUUUCUCUACACCUAAUUCUGGAUCUCAGUUUUGUGCACAGCAAGAAGGCCCCCGAUAGCUUCCUAUGCAAUGAAUACGUCUCGUCAGGUGGUGGAGUCAGUCUCUCUCUGAGCAUCAACGGAAUCUCCGCGCGGACGCGGUUGGUCACA